Molecule: messenger RNA, 2561 nt
Organism: Gryllus bimaculatus (two-spotted cricket)
Lineage: Eukaryota; Metazoa; Arthropoda; Insecta; Orthoptera; Gryllidae
Source: the annotation of a GenBank genome assembly
AUGGCCGGAGCGACGUGGGCGGCGGCGCUGGCGGCGGCGCUGGCGCUGGCGCUGGCGGCGGCGGGGGGCGUGGCAGCUGGCGGCGGCGACGGGUUCAUCCGCAAGUACGCCAUGAUGAAGCUGCCUGGGGCGCGAAGUGGUGCGGCAGGUGCAACAGGAGCUGCGGGCGGCGUGCCGCGCAAUCGGGACGCCGCGCCCGCCCCGCGCCGCGUUUCCAACGCGCCCCGCGCGGCCUCCUCCUUCACGAGCAGCAAGCGUCGCAAGCGCCCGCCCGUCUCGGUGCCCUUCGACUCCGUCAAACUGCAGGAGGCCAUCAUGGGCUUCCGGCAGACGGCCUCCCCACCUGGCGGUGCAGUUUACCCAGGCGCUGCCCCUCCGGCCGGAUACUACCCAGCCCCCCAGGCGCAGCCCUUCGGGUACUACCCAGGCGGGUACUACCCGCAAGCGUAUCCGUCUGCUGCCGCCGCCUACCCGGGUGGGUACCCGGCCGCCGCACCCGUCUACCCGCAGCCGGCGCCCUACUACCCGGCUGCCUACCCCGGAGGCUACUCGGCCGGCGGGUACUACCCGGUACCGACGACCUCUGGACACCGCGGAUCGCUGGACGACGCCCUGGAGCCCAACUACGCGGGCAUCCAGGAGAAGCUGCGAGCGCUGCCCGUGGGCGAGGAGCUGCGCCGCGACUUGCUGGCCGGCGUCGACUACUGCCGCCAGUUCGCCGGCUGCCUGCCUGCGCAGGGCCCCGGCGGCCACGACGCGCGCCGCCUCUUCCGCUCCAAGUUCUUCUUCCAGUGCUACAAGCACAAGAAACUGGAGGCGUGUGUCAUGAAGGACGUGCGCGAGGGCUACGACCGCGACGAAGCUGAGCUGCGCUCCGCCGCCGCCGCCGCCGACCCGCAGGACCUGCAGGACGUCGCCAGGGACAUGUUCGACUUCCUGUCGGGCGCCGGCCUGGCCGAGGAGUCCAUCUACUAAGCCCCUCCCCCUCGCUCCCCAGCAAACAAGCGAAAGCGAAUGGACAAGUGUGGAAUGUGACGUAGAAAGGCUCCCACAGAGCGGCGCGGCCACCAAAUCCGCGGGACCACCCACACUUCAGCGUCAAUUGCGAUUCGGCGUUUCUUGACAGUUUUCCGCAUCCGAGAAACAAAGGUUAGGGAGCGGACUUCCACGAUUCUCGAGCGGCAGCGGUCCAAAAUCCGCAGGCAAUGAAACGCUGCCGCGACGCUCGGCUGCCGCGCAGGUCUGGACGUGCUCAUAGGGCAACGCGUAGGCUGCGGAUGUCCAGCGCCGGUCCGUGGGAGCCUUAGUGGAGGGAGCGAUUCAAAACGUCGCACUUGUUAACAUGUGCUAGGUUAGCUUUGCAAACAAGUAGCCAUUUUGAUAUCGCCGGUUUGUCUCGCUCGCGCAUUUCUAAGUCGACAGCGAGUCUCCGGCCUCUGGCAUCCGUGAUUAACAUAAAUCUUGAGUCCAGUCCACACGCGUAAUCAGCAAAGCAUUUUACACCGAAGUACAGAUACGGCUUAUCUUGACUCCCUUCCCUCCCGAAACUGUAUGACUUGAGUGCUUCUACCUAAAUAAAAUACGCGCAUUUCAUACCGUCCUAUUUUUCCAUUCAAGCUUUAGCUGUUUGUCAAAAUAAUCGCCUCCCGCGCCUUUCAGGAUUGCUGCUUCCGCGGCCCUGGCGCUUCGCGGCACGAACUCUCGCGGGACGUUGCGACACUUUCAGCUCUGGAAAGUAUCUUCACUGUUUGGAUACUGGAGGUAUCCACGUCGAUAAUAUUGUAGAAUCGAAACUGCAUUAUCGGUAUUGAUAUCUAUAUUGGUAUCGGUAGAGAAAUCAGUAUUAACAUCAAUAUGGAAUCUAUUGUUACACUCGUUAACACUUCAAGUGAUUUGCUCUUAAUGAAGCGUGUUUUUUUCCUGUGGGUGUUUUCUACAGAAAAUCUCAUUAAAGUGAACAAAAUAAAAGACCGUUACGAAAAUGAAAGCAAAUUAUAACAAUUUACAUAAUGUUUAAUAUAACCUUGAAAUUCUUUGUACAAGUAAAUUCAGCAUAUUUCAAAUAUUUUAAAUCGAGUAUCGAUACCAUCCACACUAGAAAGUGUCGGUUGAAAUUUUGUACUUUGCUUUAUAAUCAGUAUUGGUACAAAAUAUAUUGAAUCAAGAAUCGAAAUUUCCUUACUAUCACAGUUUCAUGAAAGUUCGAAAUAUGAGUGUUUUUACGUAGUACAUGUCUGUAUGUAAUCACACAAGUUUAAUUUCUGCCUCGUUAUAAAUAGCUAUUACAUCUGAAAGAAUGCGUAUCACAUGUACAAAGGGACGCUAGUUUUAGAGCAUACUAAUACUAAUUAAAAAUAACAUUCAGCAAUAAAUCUGCCUUGAUAUCACUGUCAGCAGAAACACUUGCUAAACUUAACCUCACGUUGAGGUAAUUUUUACAAGAGUUAAUAGUAUUUUCAAUAGUAGUGUUAAUACUUAAGCGAGUGUAUGUGUGUGUGUGUGUGUGUGUGUGUUUGUGUGUGUGAAUCAGAGAACAGAACAAUUGUGAUCUCUUCCUGUCA